Diutina rugosa is the source of this 2568-nucleotide messenger RNA. RefSeq names its product U6 snRNP complex subunit. The coding region runs from base 1 to 2568 and encodes 855 amino acids. Gene Ontology annotation, cellular component: cytoplasm; nucleus; ribonucleoprotein complex. Gene Ontology annotation, molecular function: mRNA binding; protein binding. The record is from RefSeq and is a predicted model, not a curated record. The transcript has a single exon. NCBI's taxonomy places the organism in Eukaryota, Fungi, Ascomycota, Pichiomycetes, Serinales, Debaryomycetaceae.
AUGCUUGAAGAGGAGCUCAAUGCCACCAAGGCAAAGCUUGCUCAGGAUCCUUACAAUCGGGCAUCUCACCGCGAGCUCAUUGUACGCCUAAAGUCACAAUUGCCCCAGCUAUGGGACGAGCUUGAAGCUGCCCGAACGACUUAUAACAUGAUAUUUCUUCCCACAACUCGUGAGAUUGACGAUUGGAUAAUUGAUACCAAAACAUACAAACCGGAAUUGAUUGGCAACGUAUAUGAAGCUGUAAUAGCAGAUUAUCCAAGUGUUCGCUAUUGGGUUGACUACCUUGACUAUACCGAAGAUUGGAGGCGGGCAGUGCCCGUGGCCAAGGCCGAUUUCAAAAAUGCCCGAAAGCUUUGGUUGAAAAUUUUAUCUGUGGCCGACGAACCGGAUCACCGGGAGAUAUUGUGGGACAUGAUAUCAGCUCCUCAUGAGGGUCUUGACGAGUCCUUUUCGGAAUUGUCGAAAUGGGUGCUGACCAAUCUCAAAGAUGAUUAUCAAUCGGAGAUGACUAAAGCAAACAAGGUGUAUGCGAAAACUAAGAAGCAGUUGCCUUACUACGAAAAGUUUGAGUUUGAUCUUCCUGCCAAAUGGCAAGAAUACCUCGAAACUCUCAAUCGAUAUCGUACGCUGUUGGAUGAUUUGCGUGUCCCGUUUGUACGUUACAUUCUUGAACAGGGUUACGACUUCAAGAUGUAUCUCACUUACAUUUACCUUCUUUACCUGAAGCCUGAUAAUUUGGAGUUGGAACUUUUACGGUUCAUCCGACUGUUCCCUGAUCUGCCAGUUCCUUACGCCGAAUAUAUCCGUAAUUGUGAUCUGUUUGCUGAUUCAAACACAACAUUCAGUUACGCCUAUGAUCGGGCACUGCGGCUCAUGACUCAAGUGGAUUAUGAUCAGUGGAAAAUAGUUGCUCAAGCAAUCUUGUCGCAUCGCAAACACCUAAUCGAUGGUGGCGACAAGUCUGAGCUUUCCUCAUUACUUCAAGACAUAUUCAGCUUCGUUGAAUACGCAAUUGACCAUAACAAUGACGGCUUUCACUCCGUUGAAAAGCUUGCAACCACCAUCCUAUACGAAAUCGGUGAGUCUGAAAAGGCCUAUCAAAUUCUUGAGGCGAUGGUGAAGCAAUUCCCUGACCAGCAUUCAGUGUGGAUGUUUGCUAUAAAUUGUUUUCGCAUAUACCGACAGCCACACGUUGAUUCCUUCUUUGAGCAAGCUGUUAACAUCGUUGAUAUGGAUUGGCCUGAGGGCAUAAUCGAAGCAUGGUUAGAGCACGUUCAACUACAAGGAAACUCUCAGGACUAUCGUAACGCUGUGCUCAAGGCCAAUGCUCAAAUGAAGAAGGUUUCAUUGUAUCGAGAAGAAGUCAAGGGUGCAAUUGAGGAUAGACCCAGCAAAAAGCGGGACAGAGAAGAAGACGAUGAAGAUGAUGAGGAAGAGGAAAAGAAAGAGCUGUUUUCCACAAAGAAGCAGAAGAACUAUGAGAAUCCCGAUAUGAAGCGUCUGCGGGAAUGGUACAUGGUCAAGGUUAGUCCCAUAACCAACGAAAAGCUGGUUAAAAAGCUAUUCGCAGAUUGUGGCACCAUUAGGAAUAUUGUGAUCAACGAAAACGCUGCGUUUGUUGAGCUUACAGGUGAACGAUCUGUCUUAGCUGCUUUAACCAAAGACAAAAAGAUUGUUGAUGACGAAGUGGUGACAGUUGAGCGCCACCAGCUCAGCGUGGUUUAUGUUUACAAUUAUCCACCUCGAAUGAGCCAGCAAGCCAUAGUUGACCUCUUCGGUCAAGUGGGCAACAUUGUUGAUGCUAGAUUUCCCAAUCAAACGCAUGAAAAGCAACGCCGCUUUUGCUACAUUGAAUACACUUCAGCUGACUCGGCAAACGAAGCUGUAACGAAAUUCAACGGAUAUAUGCUCUCGGAGAAUAAUCGAGAAUUCAAGUUGGGAGUAGCAAUUUCUGAUCCCAGCGUGAAGCAUCGGCACACCACUUACGCUGAUUGCAAAGUGCGGGUGUCGAAUAUGCCAUAUGAAGUGAGCAAAAGUCAAAUACGCGAGUUCUUCUCAUCUAAGGACGUGGUAAUACCUCAAGUCAACAAAAACCGCCGCAAAGAUCACCAUAAUGACGGCAUUGCGAUUGUCAUAUUUGAGGACCCCGAUCAAGCAACUAAUGCUCUCAGUAAAGACGACACGCAAUUUCACGGGCGCAAUAUCCACGUAACUCGUGUUGGGCGCCUGUAUCGUGAAUUCCGUGAACCCAAUACUGUUGGGAUUACUGGUGUCAACUCAAGUCUAUCUAUAGACCAAAUAGCGGCGUAUUUUGAGGAAAAGGGCUACAACAUUUCCAAAGUGGAAAUAUUUCCAGCUAACCACGCCGCUCUCGUUGAAUUCAAGUCUCCUGCUGAAGCAGGAAAAUUCACUUUAGCCCCUGCUCUUGAAGAAAUUCAGCAGCUGGGUGAGACGGCAAGGGUGGUAUCUAAAGCCGACAUUGACUUGUUAACUAAGUCAGUUAAACGAUCCGCUGAAACGAAACCAAAGAGCAUGAUUCCUCCAUCGCUCCAAAAGCGGAAGCGUUGA